Messenger RNA from Paraphaeosphaeria sporulosa, 778 nucleotides. RefSeq lists its product as uncharacterized. NCBI's taxonomy places the organism in Eukaryota, Fungi, Ascomycota, Dothideomycetes, Pleosporales, Didymosphaeriaceae. The coding region runs from base 27 to 680 and encodes 217 amino acids. The record is from RefSeq and is a predicted model, not a curated record. The transcript has 2 exons.
CAAGAUUCCGAACCCAUACUGUUGUGAUGGAUACAACUAUAGUGAAGAAGGGAAUGAGCUCGAUCUACGUAGAGAUCUGCGGUGCGUCUCCUGGAAUUACGAAUACAAUAUCGACAGACUUGCGAUUCAUUGGGUUGAUAAGGUCAAAAAGGGUGGCGAUAUCGUUGCCACCGUCAGCUACACUGAUGGUACAAGGGAGGGACGACACACCCUAUUCAUUUCGAAAGGCAACAAUAGACUCCCUGAUAUCGCGCACGAACUUGGGCAUGUCUGGCUUACGAAUUUCCGCGAUGUUUCGUGAUGAAUACAUCCUAUUCAAUCGUAAUAAUUUACGAGGUAUGCAAGAGACGGUCGAUGGGGUACUCGAUGCUCUUAAUCAUAGUCUUUCUGGGGAGGAAGUCUGGCAAAACCUAUGCACCGAAUCGGACUGCGCCAGGAAUUGGGUUGCACUAUCCUUCGGCUUCACAAAGGGUGACAAGCUCGAAGAUGGAGCAGAUCUGGACGGGCCGGAUGGAUUCGACAUGAACCCAAUCAUGAUGUGCUCUUUCGCUGCGGGGGCUCCAAUUAAGGACGUUACCAAAGGCACUGCAGUAUCGGUCAAGCUCAAGAAAAACUCCAACGGUCAGAAAUACGUGGACCCUGAUGACUGGGAAUUUCCGACCCACAUCGUGUAUCACUGAAGGAUGCGGAGUUCGUUCACCGCAUCUAUCCUUGGGGGAAAGCAUCGAGUCCAACUCAUAAGCGGCCAGAGCAGUCUCAAAAGCCACUUGGUCUCACC